Messenger RNA from Penicillium brevicompactum, 1542 nucleotides. RefSeq lists its product as uncharacterized. The record is from RefSeq and is a predicted model, not a curated record. The transcript is spliced from 5 exons. Bases 469 to 1542 code for a protein of 357 amino acids. NCBI's taxonomy places the organism in Eukaryota, Fungi, Ascomycota, Eurotiomycetes, Eurotiales, Aspergillaceae.
AUGGAAGCAGUUAGCCUAGCUGGCACUAUUGUUCAAUUCACGCAAGUUGGGCUAGAAUUUUUCAGCCGCUUCCUCGCUUUAUAUCGAUCAGCAAAUGGGACACUCGAGGAGAUGGCCGACAAGGAGAAACACAUUCAAGCCCUUUUGAGAGAUAUUGCAUGUCUUGAGGCUAUUCCUCUUACCCAUAUUGAUAACGAACACGUCAGGGCUUGCCGUAAAGUUCUCGAACAGCUGUCGCAUAUCAUAAACUCAACGAAGGGACACGGAAAGCGGCGUGUUAUCUCGAAUUUCAAGGCUGCAGCCCGGGCAUUUGCGCGGUACAAAACCUUCAACUAAGCUUCAUGUUCCCAGAAACCAAAGGAUCUGGGAUAUCCGUGGGAAAGGGGAGCACCUGAGGAAUAUGUCCUUAUUGAUGACGGCCUUGAUCAAAGUUACUAUCUGCCUUCGAAUUUUUGCUGCUCGCAAAAGAUGUUCUUAAAGCUCCUCUUACACAAGUUUGAAGAGAGAGACCUCCCUGGGUUGGACCUAGUACGAAAUACUCAUUUGGAGCUAUGGAGUUGGGACGAACAAACAAAACUCGAUAACGAUACUUGGAAUAUGCAUGUUACAUCAGGACGAGGUCUCAAAGUCUCAUUUGUGAUGAGCACCUGGACAGGAUUCGACCAUCUCAAAUGUGUGCGCUGUGGGGAGAAGCAGGUGGAGACUAUAUACCGUCGGAAAUAUAGCACAUGCCCCCAAUGCCAAUUGGAACUACGUUGGGUAGAGCCUGAUGACAUCCCCUACGAAGCUAAGGACACGGCGCUCAUACCAUUUAACGGUGAUGUACCGCAAGGCCUAAUGUCCGGAGAGUCUUCACAGCAAAGUCAAAGCCAAUCCAUACGAGCAAGUUGUAAGGAUGAUACACAAGCUAUCGAGAAAGUGUGUCGCCGACUUACCAUGAAAUGGGAGCCUAUAUUCAAUAUCACCCACCGAUAUCUCUACUGCCGUUGCAUCUUGCGCAGUUCCACGCCAUCGUCACUCUGCCCGGAGAUUACCACGCUCAUCAACUCUAGAUGUCCCCGACACAGUAGUGAAAGAACUACACACACCGACUACGGAGAUAUGAAUUACCAUCAAGAUCCGUAUUUUGAUCAAUUCGGCGGGUAUAACGCAUUCCGUGCCAUGGUAUUCUCGAUAUUUCCAGGGGUAUAUAUCGAUAUUCUUGGCCGAUAUGAUUUCAUAGCCGAGGAAGAGCUGCAAGGCGUUGUCGACGAUUUAAAAUCUGCAACUGAUCGACUGGGAGAAACACUUGAGGAUGCAGUUCAUGAAUAUAUGAACGAUGUCUUUAAAGACGCCAAUCGAGCGGGAAUCCCGCUACCUAGUGAUGUCAUUGAAUUUUUGCGUUUGAGGGAAGAAAGGGAACAGGAAAACAAGAUACAAGGCUCCCAUAUCCACCCCGAUAGUAUCAAAGACUUCUCGGAGUCCCCAAUGUCGCAAGAGGUUAUAGAUAUUCAACUUGGCCGAUGGUCAGGGAAACCACAUUGGGCAGUUGAAAAUUGCUAA